UUUUUUUUUCUCUCUUCUCUCCUCCUUUCACAUGUCAGAUGUUUUUCUUUUCUUCUUCUUCCUCUCCUGAUGCUUUCACUUUUGCUCGAAAUCUCCCAGGUUGUUUGGUGCGAGGCGAGGCGAGGCGGCGGUGAUUGUUUGAACGCGGCGGCGGCUGCCGGGGAUCGAGGAUGGCGGCGGCGGUGGCGAUGCGGAGCGGCAGCGGCAGCGAGGGCGGCGGGUACGACAAGGCCGGGAUGGACUCCGGCAAGUACGUGCGGUACACGCCGGAGCAGGUGGAGGCGCUGGAGCGGGUGUACGCCGAGUGCCCCAAGCCCAGCUCCUCCCGCCGCCAGCAGCUGCUGCGCGAGUGCCCCAUCCUCGCCAACAUCGAGCCCAAGCAGAUCAAGGUCUGGUUCCAGAACCGCAGGUGCCGAGAUAAGCAGCGGAAGGAGGCUUCCAGGCUUCAGGCCGUGAACCGAAAACUGACGGCGAUGAACAAGCUUCUCAUGGAGGAGAAUGAGCGUCUCCAGAAGCAGGUCUCCCAGCUGGUUCAUGAGAAUGCUUACAUGAAGCAGCAACUUCAGAAUCCUUCAUUGGCCAAUGAUACAAGCUGUGAAUCAAAUGUGACCACUCCUCAGAACGCUCUAAGAGAUGCAAGUAACCCGACUGGACUCCUUACAAUUGCGGAGGAGACCCUGGCAGAGUUCCUCUCCAAGGCUACAGGGACUGCUGUUGAUUGGGUGCCGAUGCCUGGGAUGAAGCCUGGUCCGGAUUCGUUUGGUAUUGUGGCCAUUUCACAUGGUUGCCGUGGUGUUGCCGCCCGUGCCUGUGGUUUGGUGAAUCUAGAGCCAACAAAGAUUGUGGAGAUCUUGAAAGACCGCCCGUCUUGGUUCCGUGAUUGUCGAAGUCUUGAAGUCUUCACCGGGGUUCCAGCUGGAAAUGGUGGCACAAUCGAACUUAUAUACAUGCAGAUGUAUGCUCCAACUACUUUGGUUCCUGCCCGAGAUUUUUGGACGCUUAGAUACACAACUACAAUGGAGGAUGGUAGCCUUGUGGUCUGUGAGAGAUCAUUGAGUGGUUCUGGAGGUGGGCCAAGUACAGCCUCUGCACAGCAAUUUGUAAGAGCUGAGAUGCUUCCUAGCGGCUAUCUAGUGCGCCCAUGCGAGGGUGGUGGUUCAAUCGUUCAUAUUGUGGAUCAUCUAGAUCUUGAGGCUUGGAGUGUUCCUGAAGUACUACGACCACUCUAUGAGUCAUCUAGGGUAGUUGCUCAGAAAAUGACUACUGCAGCACUACGGCACAUCAGACAAAUAGCUCAAGAGACAAGUGGGGAGGUUGUAUAUGCUUUGGGGAGGCAACCUGCUGUUUUGCGAACAUUUAGUCAGAGGUUGAGUAGAGGCUUCAAUGAUGCUAUAAGUGGUUUCAAUGAUGAUGGUUGGUCUGUCAUGGGUGGGGAUGGCAUUGAAGAUGUGAUUAUUGCUUGCAAUUCAAAGAAGGUUAGGAAUACUAGCACUAUAGCCAAUGCUUUUGGACCUCCAGGAGGUGUUAUAUGUGCUAAGGCAUCCAUGCUUCUGCAGAGUGUCCCACCAGCAGUUUUGGUUAGAUUUCUGAGGGAACAUCGUUCUGAAUGGGCGGAUUAUAACUUCGAUGCAUAUUCGGCUUCAUCUCUGAAGACAAGUUCAUGUUCACUUCCUGGGUUGCGGCCUAUGAGAUUUUCGGGGAGCCAGAUCAUUAUGCCACUUGCUCACACAGUGGAGAAUGAGGAGAUUCUAGAAGUUGUCCGUCUUGAAGGACAAGCACUAACACAUGAUGAUGGUCUUCUUUCUAGAGAUAUUCACCUGCUUCAGCUUUGCACUGGAAUAGAUGAGAAAUCAAUGGGAUCUUGCUUCCAGCUUGUCUUUGCACCAAUCGAUGAGCUUUUCCCUGACGAUGCUCCAUUAAUAUCGUCAGGCUUUCGUGUUAUUCCACUGGACAUGAAAACAGAUGGUGCACCCACUGGUAGAACAUUAGAUUUGGCGUCUAGCCUUGAAGUUGGUUCAACUACACAACCCACAGGGGAUGCAACUCUGGAUGACUGUAACCUACGAUCAGUGCUAACCAUCGCCUUUCAAUUCCCUUAUGAAAUGCAUCUCCAAGAUAGCGUUGCAACUAUGGCCAGACAGUACGUCCGCAGUAUUGUUUCUUCUGUGCAGAGAGUAUCAAUGGCUAUUUCUCCUCGAUCUGGCUUGAAUGCUGGGCAGAAGAUAAUUUCAGGCUUCCCUGAAGCCCCAACACUAGCUCGUUGGAUUUGCCAAAGCUACCAGUUCCAUCUGGGAGUGGAGUUACUUAGGCAGGCAGAUGAUGCUGGGGAAUUACUACUGAAAAUGCUCUGGGAUUAUGAAGACGCUAUUUUGUGCUGUUCUUUCAAGGAAAAGCCUGUAUUUACUUUCGCCAACGAGAUGGGACUGAACAUGUUGGAAACAUCUCUCGUCGCCCUCCAAGACCUCUCACUGGACAAGAUAUUCGAUGAAGCCGGGAGGAAGGCCCUAUACAACGAGAUCCCAAAAUUGAUGGAACAGGGCUACGCGUACCUGCCGGGUGGGGUGUGCCUGUCCGGGAUGGGCCGCCAUGUUUCUUUCGAGCAAGCCGUGGCAUGGAAGGUGCUCGGGGAAGACAACAGCGUGCACUGCCUCGCCUUCUGCUUCGUUAACUGGUCCUUCGUGUGAUGUGAUCCAAACACCAGUCUCCCAUUUUUGCAAUCCCUGUAGAAGAAGAGGGAAGAACACCAACCAGACAGGGUCUCAGCUGUUUAGCAAAAAAAGAAAAAUGAUAUGAUGCUAGUUUCUCCUAGAUCUCGAAAGGCCAAUGCUGCCCAGGUGCCUGUAAAGAGCGUGUUGCCUAGUGUAAAUUUGCUCUCGUUUUCCACUGAUUAUUUUUUAUCCCAGGCGAAAGGAGGCAGUACUGGCUGCGAUUGUAGCUGGCUUAGCUUGCCGGAGUUGAGUGAGGGGACACUAACCUUGGGGUGAUCACCAGCUGUAUGAUGAAAUUCCUAACAGGAAAUCUCCACCUGGAUCCAUGAAGAUGAACUCAUGGGCAUGUUGCGGAAGAA
Messenger RNA from Oryza brachyantha (malo sina), 3067 nucleotides. Its product is annotated as homeobox-leucine zipper protein HOX9. The record is from RefSeq and is a predicted model, not a curated record. The transcript has 18 exons. The coding region runs from base 171 to 2684 and encodes 837 amino acids. Gene Ontology annotation, molecular function: lipid binding; DNA-binding transcription factor activity; DNA binding. Lineage: Eukaryota; Viridiplantae; Streptophyta; Magnoliopsida; Poales; Poaceae.